AUGGGGGCUAUCAAACAGCUCGAGUCUCCUGGUGUACUGAGUUUAAUAACAGCGAUUAAUGAGUUUAAUAACCCAAACAUCUGUUUCGCCUGCCGACGUGGCAAAUCCGCAGGCAACAAUGACGUAAUUUAUGCAGAACCAGAUCGCUCUUUUGGAGAAGAAAAGUCGCAUGGUUUCACUGGUAUGAUUGGACAACUCCAGCGGGAAGAAUCUGACCUGAGCACUAUCGUGGCACCCACUCCAGGUCGCCUAAAGGCUGUCGACUACCUACGAACCUACCCAUCCGAUCCCCUGACCCUCACGUCUCUAAAACCCUCAGUGUUACCAGCACAUCUGUCUCUUGUAAGGCCAUUCGCAAAUGAGGUGUGGCUUGGCGUUACGAUGGCCACGAUAAUAUGGAGUGUGACACUGUGGGGACUUCAGUGGUUGUGGAAGUGGGCAGUAAAGGGGACAGCCAGUGCAGAGUUUACAAUCGCCCUCCUCUAUGGUUCAUCUGCCCUUUUGGAGAAACCUUCUCUUGAGCCGUCGGUCAAUAUCUCUGGACAGAUGCUGGUUGGAUUUUGGUUGGUUUUCUGCCUGAUUUUCUCUAGUGGCUACAAAUCCUCACUCAUCGCCCAUCUUACAGUCUUGAGCACCUCUCAACCCCUAGACCGUUUUGAGGAUUUACUUGAACGAGAUGGGUGGCAAUGGAUAAUAGAACCAUGGCUAUAUAAAGGCGCUACACUGGAGUACUUUUCUAAACACACAGAUCCUGUGGUCCAGCUGGUGCACAGGAAAAUGAAGGUUAUGGUGGCGGACAAGGCACUGCAGGAAGUCAGAAAGGGAGGCUUCACCUUAAUCGACCACAAGAAUUAUAUUAAAGUUGUGGUCGCGACUCGCUACACAGAUUCUCGAGGGCAGACCCAAUUUUACAUCAGUAACAAAGGAAUAUCCAUAUUAGCUACAUUUGGAUGGGGACUAAGAAAAGGUGCACCUUUUAUCCAAGAGUUCCAGAAUAUAAUGCACCAUUUGGAGGAUGGUGGAAUAAUCGAAUACUGGACAGAGGACACAAUUUAUCAGCGGGUAAUGGAUAAAAAAAUAGAUACAACAGUGAAUGGAGACGGCUUUUCCACUGGUGAUAUACAGGGAACUCACACCUUCCUUCCAGUCCUUAGGGACACCUGCCUUCGCUCUGAGUCUUCCCUGGUUAUUGGCUAA
This is a messenger RNA of Scylla paramamosain (green mud crab), 1197 nucleotides long. RefSeq names its product probable glutamate receptor. The coding region runs from base 1 to 1197 and encodes 398 amino acids. Gene Ontology annotation, molecular function: ligand-gated monoatomic ion channel activity. The transcript has 7 exons. The record is from RefSeq and is a predicted model, not a curated record. NCBI's taxonomy places the organism in Eukaryota, Metazoa, Arthropoda, Malacostraca, Decapoda, Portunidae. Gene Ontology annotation, cellular component: membrane.